Messenger RNA from Pelmatolapia mariae (spotted tilapia), 1721 nucleotides. It is a transcript of the gene shtn1, whose product is annotated as shootin 1. The coding region runs from base 1 to 1647 and encodes 548 amino acids. The transcript is spliced from 16 exons. NCBI's taxonomy places the organism in Eukaryota, Metazoa, Chordata, Actinopteri, Cichliformes, Cichlidae. The record is from RefSeq and is a predicted model, not a curated record. Gene Ontology annotation, cellular component: cell leading edge; cytoplasm; axonal growth cone. Gene Ontology annotation, biological process: positive regulation of neuron migration; neuron projection morphogenesis.
AUGGCGAUGGCUUACUGGCACCCUUUGCUCCCCACAGCCCUGCACGAGUAUGAGGAUCUUCAGAGAAAGCAAGAAACUACAGCCAUGGAAUUCAAGAGGCUGGAAGAGGAGCGAGACGAGGCGAUGAAGAAGCUCUCUGAGUUCCAGCAAGUUGCCAAGUGUGAAGCAGCGGGAAUGAGGAUCAGCACCUCCAAAUCUGAGGCCAUGGUUCUCAACCGGAAAAGGGUGGAGUGCCCAAUCCGGGUCGGAGAUGAGUUCCUGUCCCAAGUGGAGGUGUUCAAGUAUCUUGGGGUCUUGUUCAUGGGUGAUGGGAGAAGGGAGCCGGAGAUCGACAGACGGAUUGUCUCUCAGAUGGUCAUUGAAGAGGUCAGCGCCAUCCAGGAGAACCUGGAGAUUGAGCGAAUGUGCAGAGAAAGUGCUGAAGCGCUGGCCUCCAAGCUGGACAGGCAGAACCGCUCUCUGAAGAGGAAGAGUAUGAUGUUGCUGUCUCACAUCAGCCCUGAGACCAUUGCUGAUAUCGACCUUAAUGAUGAAGCAGAAGAGAGUGAGGACCUGCAUGCAUCGAGCCAAGACUGCCUCUCUCCUCAGUGCUGCACCUCCAUCUCAGUGCUGCAAAAUAAGUUGGAAAUGACAGUUAAGGAGAAAAAUGAAGCACUCUCUGAUCUUGAGGCAGUAAGAGAACAACUGAGGGCGACCAAGGAGGAACUGCUGAAGGAGAAACAUGAUAAUACUGUUCUGAUUGCGGAGACACUUCGGCAAAAGAAGCUGCUGGGGAAAUAUCACAGAGUGUCUCAGUUAGCUGUGGAGGAAUAUGAAACUUUACACGACACCUUCAACCUGGAGCGAGAUCUGAGGACAGAGGCAGAAAAUUAUGCCAGAGCUAUGGUGGUCGAGCAAAAGAAGCUGAAGAGACAGAGUCAGAUCCUGAUGCAGAGCUCCUCACCAAGUCAGGCUCUGCAGGAUGCCCUCAGCCAGGUGACCAGACUGACAGAGGAACUGGAGACACAGAGGCUGGCGCACCAGAGCCAGAUAAAGACGAUGGAGGACAUGCUGGGGAACAGCGAAACUCAGAGGGAGCUUAUAGCAUUGAGGCACACACUGGAGCUCUUGGAGGAGGAGAAGAAGGAGUACAGCAAUAAAUGCUCCAAGGCUGAACUGGAGGUCAAGGAUCUGAGGUUUACAGUUGAAGAGCUCCAGAAAAAGCUUCAGGCAGCUACCAACCCACCCCCAGCUCCAACACCUCCACCUCCACCUCCUCCACCUCCUCCAGCCCCGCCUUCAACCACGAACCCACUCAGCACACUGGUAUCACUGAUUCGAAAGAGAAGAGGCAUCAGAACCGACAUCCCGCUGGUGGAACAGGACUCUGCCAAGACACCAGAAGUGGAUGUCAGGCAGCAGGCAGUGGAGGAAAUGAUGCAAAGGAUUAAGAAAGGUGUUCAGCUUCGACCUGUCAACCAGUCACCCAACAGGACCAGGAAACAGAUGGAGAAGCUGCCCUCUAAUUCUGCUAUUCAGGAACUUAAAGGAAUCAUGGAGAAUUUUAACAGAACUGUACAACAACCAAAGGCAGCGUCUCCAACAACAACCCGAGACGACGAGCUGCAGAGGAUUCUGCUGAGGCGGCGGGACGCGCUGGACGCCUAACACAAAGGUCAGCGUCCUCGUCUCUCCCCGCAGUGUGACGCCACCUGAGGAUCCACGUGUACAGAGGAUGUGGG